Tetrahymena thermophila SB210 is the source of this 3462-nucleotide messenger RNA. RefSeq names its product cation channel family protein. NCBI's taxonomy places the organism in Eukaryota, Ciliophora, Oligohymenophorea, Hymenostomatida, Tetrahymenidae. The record is from RefSeq and is a predicted model, not a curated record. The transcript has 5 exons.
AUGAUGGAUCCUACUUAAGAAGCUGAAAAAAAAUACAAAUCGCAAUUUUCUUCAUAAUUUUAUAAGCAAGCAUCAAAAGAUGAAGGCAAAUAAUAAGAGUUAGAUAUCUAAGUAAAUAGGAGUUGUUAAGGAUAACUUUUUGAGUCAUAACAUUACUAACCUCAGAAGCUACACGAAGGAGACUUAGAUGUAUCAUUUAAGAGCAUAUAAGGUGAAAUAAAUGAUACUUUAUAAAAAUCAAUAAACAAAGGGUUUAACAAUAAUAGCUCCUUGUUACAAAAUUAGUAACCUUUGCUGCAAUUUAGUACCAACAAUAACUAUUUAAACGAAAAAUAGACAAACUUUUAGUAUUAGUCUACUAUUGAUCAUAAACAUUACCAAUAAGAAUAAAACUAAUUGAAAUUAUAGUAGAAUAUUCACUAGUUACAGAAUAAAUAAGAAGAUAUUUCAAACUUAAAUUCUAAUCUUAACAAGCAGGAAAAAGAAAGUAGCUGCAAUUCAGAAUAAAACAAUUCAAUUUUUUUGAAUUCUCAAAAUAACAUACCAAAAAGCGAAAUGAAAAGCCCUAUUUCUUCUAAAAAAAACUUAAAAUAGAAUAAUAUCAAGCAAGCCAGUAAAUUAGUCAUCUAAGAUGAUAUGAUCUUUGAAAAGGAUCUGAAUAAGCUAAGCUCAAGAGUUAAUACGAUGGCAAAAAACUAAAAUCUAUUUUCAGAGAAUUUAGUUUAAUAAAAGUAUAAGUAGAAUUUUCAAAAAGCAACUUCAAUAGGAUGGUAUUUUGUAGGAAUUUAAGAGUAAAAUUACGACCAAAAUAAUUGGCUUGACAAGCUUAGCAUUUCUUCAUACCCGUAUUACCAAAAAUACAUAUAUUCUAUGUACUGGUCUAUUACAACUAUGACUACAGUUGGAUAUGGAGAUAUUUCAGCAACAAAUUGGAUUGAAGCACUUUAUAUAACAAUAACUAUGAUAUUGUUUAGUUGUGUUUUUGCUUAUUCAAUUAAUAACAUAGGUUUUAUUUUAUAGGAAAUUGAAAAAUCCUCGAAAUAACUCAAUGAUGAUAUAGCUACUAUCCAAAGGUAUCUUAUUAGGAAAGAUGUGAACAUUUAACUCAAAAGUAGGGUGAGGCAUUAUUUAUCAUUUUUAGCGUAGGAGUAAAAAGAUAGAGAUAAAUAAUAAGAAGAUAAGAUUCUUUCAGUCCUUUCAAAUAAACUUAGAGAUGAAAUUACACAAGAAAUAAACUCAAAAAUUUUAAAUAACUACCUUGUAUUUAGCUCAAACUUUUCUAAAUCAACUUUAAAUAAAUUAAUUUUUAUCAUGAAGGAAAUUUUAGUAAAUCCUAAUGAAGUCAUAAUUAAUGAAGAUGAAUCUGAUGAUUCUUCUAUUUAUUUUAUACAAAGUGGAGUAAUUGAGAUCUAUUUGCAAUAAAUUUAAAAGAAAAAUACUAUAAAUGUAAUAAACACAUUGACAAAUGGAUAAGUAUUUGGUGAGAUUUCUUUCUUUUCUGGUCUUCAAAGGCAAGCUUCUGCUAGAAGUGUGAAUUUAUCUACUCUCUACAAAAUUAAUAGAGAAGAAUUUAUAUAAAUAUUAAAAUAAAACACAGAAGAUUUUGAGCGAUUUAAAAUGAUGCAGGACUAAAUUAUAUUUUAAAAGGACACAUCAAUAACUCGUUCAGAAUGCUACAACUGUAAGAAUAGCUAUCACAUUGCUAAUCAGUGCCCAAGAACUCAUAGAUAUUUUGACAAGCAGUUUAUAAUUUUGAAAUAAAAUUUUUCAACAUUCCAAGAAAGAUUUUUCAAAAAAAGAAUCAAUUUAAAAUUUAAAUGUAAUGCAAAAAUUUAGAAGAAAAAAAACUUUGAUAUUAUUUAGUUGUUAAAACAAAAUCUUUAAAAGAGUAAUGAUGAAAAUUACUUGAAUUUCCUUCAAGAUGAAAGUUUCAUCACUGGUUUUAGUUAAUCCCAGAAUGAUGAAAGUAGCAGUGACGAUGAUGAUGAAAAAGAUGACGACUCAUAAAGUUAAUUUACUGUGCAAUUUUAAGAAAACGAAAUUAGCUAAAAAGUUCUCUUGAAAGGAUAACAAGGAUAGAAAGUAGACAAACAAGUGAAGAGUAUAAACCACAUAAAUUCAAACAUAGUUUCUAAUAUAGAUGAUGCUGAUCUUACUGCAACUUUAGAAAAUUAAAUUUAGAGUAUACACUCUAAUUUCAUAUAUGAGAACCAAGAUUUGCCUAAAGUUAUUUCUAAUGCAAUCAACUCAUAAGCUAGGAUAACAUCUUUUGAAGCAACUGAUAUUAUUGAUUUACAAAAUAACUAAGAAUCAAAUUAAUUUUAUUAAAACAAAUAAAGAUGUAAUUCAGAGUCCAAUAGGGUGAUUUACAAGAAGGAUACAAAUUCUGAAAUAUCAUAAUAAAUCUCUAACUUAGAUGAAGAAGGAUCUAACUUAGAAAACUCUAAGAAAUUUGAUAAAUAGAAAUCUUAAUAGUAGAACAUUAAUGCUCAGCUCUCUGGAUAUUUAAAGAGCUAGAUGAAAUCGGGACCUCAUUAUAGUAAUUUAAAUAAAUAGAUUUAGAAGUAGGUCUCAAAUUAAUCAGUAGAUGAUCAUUCUUUAAAUCUAGUUUAAGAUAAUUAGAUUUAAAAAAGCAACAAAAAAGAAAAAAACAAGAGUAAGUAAAUAGCUAACAACAAUAUAUAGAGUGCUAAAAAGGAUAAUUCAAAUAAUAAAACUUUAAUACCUAAUUUAAGCUAAAAAGAGAUAAGAAGUUCUAUCGAUUAGUAUCUAUUACAGAAUAUCGCCUCUAUGACUUUGAUGCCGGAUAAAAUAAAUUCUCAAAGCUAAAGUAAAAAUUACGAAAUAAACAUUAAUUAAUAAAACAGUAAAAUUUAGAAUUCAAUCAAAUCUCUUAAAGAUAACUUUGAUCAAAAAUCUAAUUAGUUAAUACUUAAUAAAGUUAGCUUUACAAAUCUACCAAGAGAUUAACAAUAAAAUAAACAAGAAAAAAAAAGCGAAAAUAGAAAUUCCUAAAAUUAAAAUGAAAAUCUAAUAAUUGAGAGACUUUCAAAGUUGUUUUAAAAUAGCUAGCUACCCCUUUUACUUUAGCUAACAAAUGGAAAAAGCUUUUUGUAAGAUCCUUAAUACACAUAACUAACUUCAAUGGAUUAUUUUGACAAAAUUUAUAAUUUUAAGAAGUUUUAUCCAGAAAGUAAUUUUGAUAAGGUAUUAGUAAAGCUAAAAGCUAUUCAGUAAUAGUAAAAAAGAUAAAAAAAGAGAAAAUAAACUUAAAAAGAACGCCGUUAAAAUAUAGGCUUUGGAGCAUAAAUAAGGUUAUCAGUUUUCUAAGGAACAGCUAAUUUAAUUUUUGCCUAAGAUUAUGACAUCAAUUAGUAUAAACCUACCUAUCUAUCGUAUGGAACGAAAAUGUAAAAUGGAAUCAAGCACCCACUUAAUAUUAUUUCUCAGAUGAAUUUAUGA